Penicillium angulare is the source of this 471-nucleotide messenger RNA. Its product is annotated as GFA family protein. NCBI's taxonomy places the organism in Eukaryota, Fungi, Ascomycota, Eurotiomycetes, Eurotiales, Aspergillaceae. The record is from RefSeq and is a predicted model, not a curated record. The transcript has a single exon. Gene Ontology annotation, molecular function: carbon-sulfur lyase activity. The coding region runs from base 1 to 471 and encodes 156 amino acids.
AUGGGAAUGAAGGGCCGCUGCCAGUGCUCCAAGGUCGAGUUUACUACUCCAACCGACAAGCCUCUCGCGCUCUAUGCCUGCCACUGUACAGAAUGCCGCCACCAAAGCUCCGCCGCGUUUGGUAUCACCGCAGUCUUCCCCUAUUUUGACCUUCCAACAUCAGCAGCCGGUCUUGUCGGUAGCUAUACCCGUACGACAAUCAGAGGAAGACAGAUGGAAUGUAUCUUUUGCAAAAGUUGUGGAGCGAGGAUACUCCAUCGUUUCCAUGAUGCGAUACCGAUACCUGGGGAACAGCCUAAGCCAACUUCUUCAACCAAUGUUAAGGGCGGGUGUCUUGAGGGUUUAGAUAAAGAAAUGAUGAAAAGUAUUGUGCAUAUUUGGACGAAGCAUGCGAUUGUUGAUAUUCCUGAGGGGUUCGAAAAAUGGGACGAGGCACCUCCAAAGGCGAAUCCAUUGGAUCCAAGUCGUUGA